Quercus robur (English oak) is the source of this 417-nucleotide messenger RNA. RefSeq lists its product as uncharacterized. Lineage: Eukaryota; Viridiplantae; Streptophyta; Magnoliopsida; Fagales; Fagaceae. The transcript has 2 exons. Gene Ontology annotation, molecular function: nucleic acid binding; RNA-DNA hybrid ribonuclease activity. Bases 1 to 417 code for a protein of 138 amino acids. The record is from RefSeq and is a predicted model, not a curated record.
AUGCAUUGGACACCUCCCUCUCCGAAUCGCUACAAAAUCAACAUGGAUGGUGUUGUGUUCAAGGAGCAAAAAAUGGUAGGUGUUGUGAUUUUGAUAAGGGACGAAGAGGGUCGAUUGAUUGGUGCCUGUAGUAAGAAGAUAGAAGCUCCCUUGGGUGCCAUUGAAGCUGAAGCAAAGGCUGUUGACCUGGGUCUUCAAUUUGCUAAGGUUGCUGCUUUGGUCUAUAGUUUAGUAGAUGCUGCCCAUUCUUUUCAGUGUGUAGACUUCUCCCAUGUUGGUCAAAAUGGUAAUAGGCUAGCCCAUUUACUUGCAAGACAUGCUUUAGGCAUUGCAAAUUUGUCUGUUUGGGUUGAAGAGACUUCUUGUUUCCUUGAACAAGCUCUCAACCAGGAUGUAUUUGUUAAUUCUUCUAAUUAA